UCCUAUACGAACCCCGGUCACUAAUCUUGAAUGGUGGUGGCCUUGGAUGGUGGUCCUAUGGAGCUACCACACUUGUCUUAUUUGGAUGACAUGUUAUUUCUGUUAAUUAAUUGAGCCUUUAUUUCCCAUGGAUUAUUACCUGGGUGUACUGAAUCAUUUCUCUAUAUCUACCGCUUUGGUUGGUUGGUAUGAUAAUAUUACUGCUUUGGUUGGUUGGUUGGUAUAAUAAUAUCACUACUUCAACAAAGUAGUCUGUGUACAUCAAGUGCUCCAAUAAUGGCGAAUUCAGCCUCUCAUCCUCUCUGCGAAAAGAAAUUUCUCAACAACACCAAGGACAGAGUGGUUGAUCUCAUAGUGUUGGUUUUGCUAUUCUCUCUUCUUGUUUAUCGUCUGCUCUAUCUUUCUGACCAUGGUUUCAUCUGGUUCAUCGCCUUCCUCUGCGAGUCUUGGUACACCUUUUUUUGGCUUCUCUGGAUCAACGUCAAAUGGUCUCCCGUCGACUACAAAACAUAUCCACAAUUCCUUCUCCAAAGUGUGCCAGAUCUUCCCCCAAUAGAUGUGUUUGUAACGACGACGGAUCCGAUGCUAGAACCACCGAUAACUACAGCAAACACCGUGCUGUGUCUAAUGGCGGUUGAUUAUCCAGCUAAUAAAGUAGCUUGCUAUGUUUCUGACGACGGGUGUUCACCUCUCACUCUUUACUCUGUAACCGAAGCUUCCAAAUUUGCAAGGUUUUGGAUCCCCUUCUGUAAAAAAUACAACAUCCAAGUCCGAGCUCCUAUGUUAUACUUCUCCGGCUACUCUGCUUCGUCGCCGCCGAGUAAUAUCUCGUCGGAAAUAUUCCAAGCAGAAGAGAGAAAGAUGAAGGAGGAGUACGAAAAGCUGAAAGAAAAGAUUGAAGAUGCAGUUCAGGGAAAGAUUCCUAUUGAUCUUUCUGGAGACUACGCCGUUUUUGCUAAUACUGAGAAAAACAAUCAUCCUGCUAUUGUCAAGGUUAUAUGGGAGAACAAGGAAAGAAUUUCAAAUGGAUUGCCACAUCUAAUUUACGUUUCCAGAGAAAAGCGUCCGAAUCAUCAACACCACUACAAAGCUGGCGCUAUGAAUGUUUUGACAAGGGUCUCGGGAGUGAUGACAAACGCACCAUUUACGUUGAAUGUGGAUUCUGACAUGUUCAUCAACAAUCCAAAGAUUGUUCAGCAGGCAAUGUGUUUGUUGCUUGGCCUCAAUCACAGAGAUUGCGCAUACAUCCAGUGCCGUGAAUUGUCAUACAACGAGUUGAAAGAUGACCCUUUUGGAAACGACCUUUUUGCAGCUUUUGAAUUGGUUGGACGUGGAAUGGCUGGAAUUCAAGGAUCCUUUUUUGGAGGAACAGGUUUUCAUAGACGUAAAGUGGUCUACGGUUUAACCUUUGAUGCUCAUGCAAAUGAACAAGGGAAAUUGAGUUACGAGGAAAUGAAGAGAAGGUUUGGAAAUUCGACCAAGUUAAUAAAACUAGCGACUCAAACUUUAUCGGUGGAAUCGGAUACAAAGGUUGAUCAGCCUGAAGAUCUUUCAAGUUGUAUUGAGAUGGCCUGCCAAGUUGCUAGUUGUGACUAUGAGCUGGAAACAGCUUGGGGUUCAGAGGUUGGAUGGAUGUACGGGUCAAUAACAGAAGAUCUGGUAAUGGGAAUGAAGAUUCACUCACAAGGCUGGAGCUCCGUGCUGUAUCUACCCGAUCCUCCGGCCUUUAUAGGAUCUGCCCCUCCUGGUGGGCCUAUUGUCACAAUCCAGAAGAAAAGAUGGGCCACAGGCCAAUUAGAAGUCCUAUCCAGCAGAAAUAAUCCUAUAGUCUUAGCUGUCAAAACGAAGCUUAAGCUCAGGCAAUGCUUAGCUUAUAUUUUUAUCCUCAUGUGGUGCGUUAGCGCACUCCCUGAGCUGUUGUACUCUCUUUUGCCGGUUUAUAGCAUCGUUACCAACUCACAUUUCCUACCCAAGGUUGGUGAAGUUGCUAGUGUACUAGUUGUUGCCUUGGUUCUCAUUCAAAACAUACAAACCUUCACAUUUAGUAUGGGACAUGGUCAAUCUCUCCGAAAGUGUUGGAACACUAUAAGGAUGAACCGAAUCACCAACGUCACCGGAAACUUAUUUGCAUACUUAACUUGGAUCCUCAAGUUGUUUGGGAUUUCAGAGGCUGUUUUUGAAGUCACAAAGAAAUACCACCCAACCAUUAGUGACCGUGAGGGUGCAUAUGCCGGUAGGUUCAGCUUCGACGAUUCCGCGAUGUAUGUGCCCAUCACUGCCCUUUUGUUCCUCCACAUGACGGUUUUGGCCAUGCCUUUGCUGGGGCUACGACCACUGAAUGAUGUUGUUGGGUAUGGUCCGGGACUGUUUGAGUACGGUGUCAGUGCCUAUAUGGUGCUAAGCUAUUGGCCUUAUGUGAGAGGGCUGUUUGGAAAAGGGAAAUAUGGAAUUCCCUUUUCUACCAAAUGCAAGGCUGCUCUUUCAGUUUUGAUUUUUCUUUUGUUAUGUAGACUAUUAGGAUGAGGUUCAUUUUGUUGUUACUUUUUUGGACGAGGAAUUACCAUUUUCGUUUGCUAGAAGUGUGAUAGUUUGUUUUUUCCUUUAAUAGUAACUCAGAAUUCACAUUUUAGUUGUA
Molecule: messenger RNA, 2635 nt
Organism: Ziziphus jujuba (common jujube)
Lineage: Eukaryota; Viridiplantae; Streptophyta; Magnoliopsida; Rosales; Rhamnaceae
Product: cellulose synthase-like protein H1
Exons: 9
Coding region: 277-2523 (748 amino acids)
Biological process (GO): plant-type primary cell wall biogenesis; cellulose biosynthetic process
Cellular component (GO): plasma membrane; trans-Golgi network
Molecular function (GO): mannan synthase activity; cellulose synthase (UDP-forming) activity
Source: RefSeq, a predicted model, not a curated record